Molecule: messenger RNA, 1605 nt
Organism: Talaromyces marneffei
Lineage: Eukaryota; Fungi; Ascomycota; Eurotiomycetes; Eurotiales; Trichocomaceae
Exons: 6
Coding region: 1-1605 (534 amino acids)
Biological process (GO): microtubule-based movement; microtubule cytoskeleton organization
Cellular component (GO): centrosome; cytoplasmic dynein complex
Molecular function (GO): dynein heavy chain binding
Source: RefSeq, a predicted model, not a curated record
AUGGUUGGAAUCGGGUCGCGUAUGUCUACUGGGACACAGGACUCUGGCGGCCCGGGAAGCCGGCCGUCCAGCAAAGAUGGGAACAAGAAGAAUAUCUGGUCGUCUAUGUUGGACAGUGUGGCUAGUGGAAAGAGACUACCAGAGAAGAAUAUGAUUGUGCUAGGAGGCACACCCGACAGUCAAAGAGAAUUUCUGGAUACACUAUCUUCGGAUCCUUCAGAUCCGCGCUUACCAAACGAGAGGAGAAAAGGAAAAGUAGCUCCUAUUGCGAAUGAGUUUGCUCUGGGCUAUACUUACCAAGAUGUGCUCGAUGCCGAUCACGAAGAUAUCCUUGCACGAGUCUCGAUAUACCUCCUAUCCGACCCUUCUCCAUCCUUUGCACCUCUAUUACGCCCCCUUCUAACACCACAGUCCGUUCCAGAAACACUAAUUGUAAUACUCCUCGACUGGUCAUCUCCUUGGACCUGGGUCCGACAACUGCGAGAAUGGAUUCGACUCUUGAGAUCCGUGAUGAUAUCGCUAGAGGAUUCAACGAAAAUAGUCAUGGAAGAAGUCAUGACAGAGUGGAAGGAUAAGAAGAGAGGAUUGGAUCCGAACUCGGCAACCGGUGUCACGAACUCUGGAGGCCCGGUGUCGAUUCCUCUAGGGCCAGGCGAAUGGGACGAGGGACUUGGGGUUCCUUUAUGUGUUGUUUGCCAAGGGGCAAAUAAAAUAGAACAACUGGAAAAAGAGAAUGGCUGGCGGGAAGAAGAGUUUGACUUUAUUCUUCAAUUUAUGAGAACUAUUCUUCUCAAGCACGGUGCUUCGCUCAUUUACACCACACCUUUCCUCGCAAAUUCUCUACAAAGCUUAAUCCAUUCGACCUUGGGUAUACAUUCGCUAUUAAGAAGACAAUCGCUCAAACACAACGUCAUAGAUCGGGACAAGGUCCUUGUACCAGCAAACUGGGAUUCUUGGGGCAAGAUUCGCAUUAUUCGCGAAGGAUUUGAUAUUGAGGGAGUCGGCGAUGCCUGGUCCAUCGAGAUUCAGGAAUCAUCACGUCCUUUGGUUAAUGGAGCUAGGCAAGGCGAAGAUGCUGAAGCGAGAGAUGCCCCUACAUAUCCUAUAGCAGAGGAUGGCUCCAGUGCCGUCGCCAUUUACGAGCAAACCAUCAAAGAUCCCAAACAAGACUCGGCUGCUCCAGGAAGCAGUGUCAAUUCGAACCGGAACAAAAUUGAGAUUGAGACGGAGGAUAUGCAGAAAUUCUUGGGCCAACAACUUACGAUAUUGGAUCAGCUCAAGGCAGAAGAUGAAAAGGACCGAGAAGCUAAGAAAGCACCGAAGCCUCUUGAAAUGUCCCCUCAUCUUGAUGAAUCUGGACAUGUUAAUGAACAUAUUGGACCUGUCCAGUUCAACAUGGGCGGUAUUCAAGUCGAUGCUGACGACAUGUUGAGAAAGUUGAAGGAACGAGAAGCCAACCGCACACCCAAGAAAGAAAUCACCUCAUCCACAGGACCAACCGACGAAAAAGCGCAAAAUCAAGCACUCGCCAGCUUCUUUGCAGGACUCGUCAAAAAGCCCGGCGGCAGUCCGCGCAGCAGCCCUGCGCCUAACUCUCAUCAAUAA